Colletotrichum siamense is the source of this 612-nucleotide messenger RNA. RefSeq names its product putative N-acetyltransferase. The record is from RefSeq and is a predicted model, not a curated record. Lineage: Eukaryota; Fungi; Ascomycota; Sordariomycetes; Glomerellales; Glomerellaceae. Gene Ontology annotation, cellular component: cytoplasm. The transcript is spliced from 3 exons. Bases 1 to 612 code for a protein of 203 amino acids. Gene Ontology annotation, molecular function: aralkylamine N-acetyltransferase activity.
AUGGCUGCAUACAUUCGAGUAUUGUCAAUUGAUGACCUAGACCGAUGCUCAGUAGUUGAAUCAGCGGCUUUCCCGCCCGCGGAGGCAGCAACUCGCGAAAAGAUCGAUUAUCGCCUGAGUGUUUGCCCCGACCUUUGCUUGGGCUUGUUUGUCCCCGAGAACUCGACAAUCGCCAAACCUGAGGGAGAUAUCCCGGUGUUCACUGCUCCUCCAACUGGUUCCGGCAAUGACAAGCUUAUUGCGCAUGUAAUAGCGACGAAGUCAACGUCGCGAGUUGUCAAGGAUGAGGACAUGUCUUUCCCCCCGACCUGGAAGACGGAUCCCACUGCCCAGUACGGUGUUGGUCAUCAGGCCGAAGGAAGAACCAUCGCUCUUCACUCGUUGGCUGUGUCGCCAACUUACCAGAGAUCUGGAUUUGGAAAGAAGCUCAUGAAGUCUUACAUUGAGUAUAUGAGGCAGAACGGCCAGGCGGAUAGGAUCUCAAUCCUUACCUACGACAGACUCUUGCCUUACUAUCAAGUGCUAGGCUUCACGCACUACGGCAAGAGCGCCUCUGAGUACGCAGGCGUUGCUUGGCAUGAUCUGGCAUAUGAAUACUCGGCUGAUGCCUAA